Messenger RNA from Stegastes partitus (bicolor damselfish), 976 nucleotides. Its product is annotated as argininosuccinate synthase-like. The annotation marks the transcript as partial. Gene Ontology annotation, biological process: L-arginine biosynthetic process; urea cycle. Gene Ontology annotation, cellular component: cytoplasm. Gene Ontology annotation, molecular function: ATP binding; argininosuccinate synthase activity. Lineage: Eukaryota; Metazoa; Chordata; Actinopteri; Pomacentridae. The transcript is spliced from 7 exons. The record is from RefSeq and is a predicted model, not a curated record.
AGCCAUGCCCCUGCUGACCUGUACCUGAUGACCAAGAAUCCAGAAGAUUCUCCCAACGAACCGGACGUGCUGGAGAUAGAGUUCAAAAACGGAGUGCCUGUGAAGGUGAUCAAUGUGAAGGAAGGCAAAUCCAAAGACUCUGCACUGGAUAUCUUCUCAUACCUCAAUGAGAUUGGAGGAAAGCACGGAGUGGGUCGGAUUGACAUCGUAGAGAACCGUUUCAUCGGCAUGAAGUCCCGAGGGAUAUAUGAAACCCCAGGAGGCACGGUUCUGCUGAAGGCCCAUUUAGACAUCGAGACCUUCACCAUGGACAAAGAGGUGCGGAGGAUCAAGCAGGGACUUGGUAUCAAGUUCUCCGAACUUGUCUACAAUGGUUUCUGGUAUAGUCCAGAGUGUGAUUUUGUGCGACACUGCGUAGCCAAGUCUCAGGAGAACGUGGAGGGAAAAGUCCAGCUGUCUGUCUUCAAGGGUCAGGUCUACAUCCUGGGACGAGAGUCACCCAAGUCCCUGUACAACGAAGAGCUGGUCAGCAUGGACGUGCAGGGCGACUACGACCCAUGUGAUGCCUCUGGAUUCAUCAGAAUUAACGCCGUCAGGUUAAGGGAGCACCACCGUUUGCAGGGUUUCGCCGGCACCAAGAACUAAUUGUUCCAGCCAUGUGAACCAUCUUCCAUUCUUCCCUCCUCGCUCCACCGUGUCCUGAAGAGUAAUUGGUUUAAACUUCGUGCCUCCAUUGUGUACCUUUUGCCUUAUUGUCUAGUGUUGGUUGUAUUAGCAUCAGGGUAUCUGAAACACUAGCACCAGACUCUUAGUGUUGAACCGUUUCGUAGGUGGUGAAGAGAGGAGGAAGAAAAUAUGACAUCAUGUCUGAAUAAAGUCUACAGAUAAUUCUAAAUUAUACUGUGGAUGAAUACUUGAUAUCAAUGUGCUGGUGGAUGCUAUGAAUUGUUUUGGAAAUAAAAAGGAGUGGAUUGUU